Cavenderia fasciculata is the source of this 723-nucleotide messenger RNA. RefSeq lists its product as uncharacterized. The record is from RefSeq and is a predicted model, not a curated record. The transcript is spliced from 2 exons. Lineage: Eukaryota; Evosea; Eumycetozoa; Acytosteliales; Cavenderiaceae. The coding region runs from base 1 to 723 and encodes 240 amino acids.
AUGGAUAGUAAUAAAUAUGAUUCGGUUGUUUUAAAGGUAUUACUUAAGAAAAAUGAGGAUUGUUUUGAAACAUUGGUAAAUAAUAAUAAAAAAUUGGUAAGAGCAUUUGAGCAACUUAAAGAACAAAUGACCAUUGAGAAACAACAACUAGAACAACAAUUAAAAUCACAAGAAGAAUAUUAUAUAAAUGAAAUAGAAACACACAAACUUUUAAUUAUAGAAUUACUACAACUACAAAAACAACAAAAAUUGCAAACAAACAAUGAUUACUAUGAAACAAAGGAAUUAUUCAAUGCGUUCUUUAAUAGACAUGCUGCCUAUCAUGAUGAUGAUGGUGAUGGUGAUGGUGAUGAUGAAUCUGAUGUAGGCACAACAACAGAUGUAAAAAAGAGGAAAUUUGAAGAAUACCCUUCCAAACCACAACCACAAUUAUCAACUAUAAAUAUAUAUAAAACAGAAUCACCAAACAAAACCAAUCCUGUAUCAAAGAACCAAUCUCAAACCACAACAACAACUACGACUACAACAUCUACAUUCCGUCCAACCAAAAUGCCUAUUCAAUGUAACCAUAGAUGUGAUUCUGAAAGCUAUGCUUUUAUUCCUUGUGGUCACCAAGCAUGUUGUGAAGAUUGUUUCAAGAAACAAGCUAUUUCUCAUUGUCCAACUUGUUAUCACAGAGUAUCUGGUACAUUUUUGGCUUUUGAUGAUGAUGAUGAUGAAUAG